ACAGAAAUUUUACCUUUUUUAUAAAUAUCCUAAAUUACGAACCUUUCUUUAAUUCUAUGAUAAAAGCAAACCACUUGAUGUGACGCGUCAAUCGGCUUAUCUACACUGCAUAUAUAUGUCAAACACUUUGUACAAUAAAGUAUGGAGAGACACACAGGAAAAGCUAUCGGACAUUUUGGCUUGCGAACCGGACCCAGAAACUCAAGCGCCUGUAAAGGAUCGUGGUAAAGCCUUUCAAUUACUAGCAACAUUUUAUAUCAAGUACAUACAAAUUUUCCGAAAUUUGGAACGAUGUUAUGAUCAAAUUUUACAUCCUCAAAAAAGACGUCUACUUAGAACUCUUCUGGACUCAGUAAUUGGGAGAUUUCUAGAAAUAAAACAGGAGAUGGUGAAAUUGGAACUUUCUGAAUAUCAUUAUUUUGACGAUGUAUUAAUGGAUUUAAAACUGACGCCAAGUGACGUGGAAAUACCAAUACCAAAGUACUUUGUAAAUGAAAAUUUCAGAGCACUGCGAGACAGAGAACAAUUUUUGGAUCAUCUUUUAUCAAGCACAGAUACGGAUGUAACACAGGAUGAAAGUAUUCUAAUGACGGUUGAUCAAGCUGUACUUCUCAUUCAAAGGCAUGAGCGUGCACGUCAGGGCAGAAUAAGAGCCAAAUUUAUGAGAGAAAUUCGUCGGCAGGAAGAAUUCGAAAAAGGUAAAGGUGAAGAUAGAAAACCUUAUACAGCUGAUGAAGCCGCAGUUAUUCUUCAAAAGCUAUGGAGAGGUUAUAUCACUCGUAAGAAAGUUAGUGAAAUGCGUAAAAACGAACUUAUAUGGUUAGGUAUGAUGCCAACAAAUUUACAUUAUAUUUCACAAAAAUCUAAUGUAGUUAAGUUGGCUAAUCGAGUAGAUGCAGUACGUAGAGUAACACAAAAUAUCUAUGAACAAGAAUAUCAACAAGCAUUGAUUCAAGUAAAAGAGAAGAUUCGUGACACUGAAGGUCCAGAUAUGCGUGAAGCAAUGCAAGAUCAAAUACGUCAAUGGUAUAUGGAAUGCAGGGAUGCGACUGGAAAAUUUCCUGACUACCCAGACGAAGAUGAGGGAGGUUCGGCAGUGAUUUUUAAAGAAAAAACACCAGAGGAAUUAGAAAGAGAACUGGAGGAAGAGGCAAAUAAAAAGUCGAAGGGGAAAACCAGCGGAGCGGAAAAAAAGAAAGAUGAUCCAAAAAAGAAGAAAGGCAAAGAAGAACCAGAAGGAUUCAAAUUCUCACCAUCAGCAUUUCUUGAUGAAAUAAAUGAAGGAUGUCAUAAUUAUCAAGCGUUAUGGAAAAAUCGUGAUGAAUCUGACAAUUUUCAACAACAUUAUGAUGAAGAAAUGGUAAAAGAAGAUAAACGUUUAGAAGUUGAAGCUGAAAUACGAGUACAGGUUGAUGAAUUACUUCGUCAAGAGUUGAGAAAUUUAAAAAUUGCCAUUGAUAAAGAACGUGUUAAACGAAAAAAGAAAAAAGGCGGUAAAAAAGGUAAAAAAGGCAAAAAAGGCAAAGGAAAGAAGGAAAAGGAUCUUACACCGGACAGAACAUUGAUUUCACUUUAUGAAGAGCUGGUAUUAGCUGGAAUAAUUAAAAAAGUUGAAAAAUGUUCAAUGAGUGAAUAUUAUGGUGAAUAUGCCUACUUGGGUACAACGUUAAGACAAGCCAAUAUUGAACCGCAACCAACAUUAAGUGAUGUGCGUCGAUUAGUGACAGAAUAUGCUAUUCUACCAUUAGGUUCCCAAACCGUUCAUGAGAAAGCUCCGUUUAUAAAAUCUCUUCUGUUGGCUGGACCACAUGGAACCGGCAAACGGACAUUGGUCAAUAUUAUCUGCACUGAAACUGGAGCUAAUCUGUUUGAUUUAACCGCAGAAAAUAUUGUAAAUAAAUAUCCUGGUAAAGAAGGUCUCAGAAUGUUGAUACACCUAGUUUUAAAACUUGGACGACUUCUUCAACCCUCCGUAAUAUUCAUUGAUGAUUGUGAAAGAAUGUUCAAAAAGAAAGUUCCCAAAAGUGAUCCGGCAGAUCCUAAAAGAUUAACAAAGGAACUACCAAAAGCAAUGAAGAUUAUAAAACCAACUGAUCGUGUCCUACUUAUUGGUUGUUCAUCAGCACCAUUCGACGCAGAAGUUCGACCAUUCUGUAGAUUUUAUCAAAAAAUUAUCUUAUUACCAAGACCAGAUUAUGCUUCAAGAAAUAUUAUCUGGAGGACACAAAUUGUACGUCAUGGAGGAAUAUUAACAGAAGAUUUAGAUAUUACUUCAUUAACAAAAAUAUCUGAUGGUUAUACAUCAGGUCAAAUAGCUCAAGCAUGUGCUCAAGUGAUCACAGAACGACGUAUUGCUCAAUUAAAUAGGAAAUGUUUAAAAGCUGCAGAAUUUAUUACACCAUUGUCUCAAGUUGAUCCAGUAUUCGCUGAUGAAGAAGAAGCUUAUAAGAAAUGGUAUCGUAAAACACCUCUUGGUAAACAGAAAGCUGCAGCUAUUCAAGCUGAAAUUGAAGCAGCAACUGGUAAAGCUGGCAAGAAGCGAUGAAUUAUUGAUCAAGAAUGAAACUAUUUCUUUCUUCUAGCUUCUUUUUUUCUAGCUUAAUGCACACAAUGAAAAUAGAAAAUGUCAUGGAAUC
Molecule: messenger RNA, 2636 nt
Organism: Schistosoma turkestanicum
Lineage: Eukaryota; Metazoa; Platyhelminthes; Trematoda; Strigeidida; Schistosomatidae
Source: the annotation of a GenBank genome assembly